Molecule: messenger RNA, 330 nt
Organism: Venustampulla echinocandica
Lineage: Eukaryota; Fungi; Ascomycota; Leotiomycetes; Helotiales; Pleuroascaceae
Product: Vacuolar ATPase assembly integral membrane protein VMA21
Exons: 3
Coding region: 1-330 (109 amino acids)
Biological process (GO): vacuolar proton-transporting V-type ATPase complex assembly
Cellular component (GO): endoplasmic reticulum membrane
Source: RefSeq, a predicted model, not a curated record
AUGGCCGCACGAAAGAAUCUCCAGAGUGACAUGUCGUUCUCGAAGGAGGAUGACAGCAGACCCAUGGAGAAGAGUAAUAUCACUCCCGUGGUCCCCGCCCAUGUGAUAUACAAUCUCCUGGGCUUUACGCUCGCCAUGGUAGUCUGUCCCAUCGGAUCCUAUUUCCUGACGCUGAAUACGAUAUUUGGAGGCAAUUCAACAUACGCCGGAGCAACAGCCGCUAUAAUGGCGAAUGUCGUGCUGAUGGGCUAUGUGAUUGUGGCGUUUAGGGAGGAUAAGAGUGAUGCCCUUGAAGCGGCGGAGAAGGAGCGGGAGAGAAAGGGGCAGUAG